GCCGCCCGAUGGUGCUGCGGGGCGGCGGCGGAGGAGGUGCCAGGCGCCUUCUGCUGCUCGCGCGCUCGUCGCCGUCGCGGAGCCUGCGCCUCUGCUCGCUGCUGCUGCUGCUGCUCUCGGCGGCGGCGCUGGGCCACGCGUGGACCUACCGCGAGGAGCCCGAGGAGAGCGACAGGGAAGUUUGUUCCGAGAGCAAAGUCGCCACCACCAAGUACCCGUGCCUGAAGCCCGGCGGGGAGCUCACCACCUGCCUCAGGAAAAAGUGCUGUAAGGGUUAUAAAUUUGUUCUCGGGCAAUGCAUCCCUGAAGACUAUGACGUUUGUGCAGAUGCUCCUUGUGAACAACAAUGCACGGAUAAUUUUGGACGUGUCCUGUGUACCUGCUAUCCUGGUUAUCGGUAUGACCGCGAAAGACACAGAAACAGAGAGAAACCCUAUUGUCUAGAUAUAGACGAGUGCGCAUCGAGCGCUGAAGCUCUCUGCCCCCACGUCUGCAUCAAUACUGUGGGCAGCUACAGAUGCGAGUGUCACGAAGGCUUCCUCCGUGAAGAUGAUGGUAGGACGUGCACAAAAGGAGAGAAAGGGUUUUCUGAGAAGACGGACAAUGUGGUGAAACCAGGGGCCUGCUGCGCUUCCUGCAAAGAGUUCUACCAAAUUAAACAGACGGUGCUGCAAUUAAAACAAAAGGUUGCUUUGCUCCCUAACAACGCUGCCGACCUAAGCAAACCGAUCACUGGGGAAAAGGUGCUUGCAUCCAAUGCCUACAUAGCCGGUCCCCCUGGACAACCGGGCGAUCAGGGCCCUCCAGGUGCUGCAGGGCCGAAAGGGAGCCCUGGAUUUCCGGGAUCUCCUGGCCUUCCAGGUCCACCAGGCCCCAGAGGACCAAUGGGGCCUAUGGGACCCUCUCCAGACUUAUCCCAUAUCAAGCAGGGCAGAAGGGGCCCUGUGGGUCCUCCAGGGGCACCAGGAAGAGACGGGGCAAAGGGCGAGAGAGGUGCACCAGGAGAAAAAGGGUCCCCCGGACCUCCAGGUUCUUUUGACUUCCUGUUGCUGAUGAUGGCAGACAUCAGAAAUGACAUUGCUGAGCUGCAAGAAAGGGUGUUUGGGCACCGGACUCAUUCAUCAACUGAAGAGUUUCCACUACCUCAGGAAUUUCCGAACUAUCAGGAUGUGGUGGAUCUGGGAUCUGGAGAAGACGACAAGCAAAGAAGUACAUCAAGGGACUUGAGAACACGCAGAGAAAGCCGACAUUAAACAGAACUUGCGAUGGAGAAAGAAUAAGCAUUUAUAGUGGUGGUGAUCCACAAGUCACUUAAGCCAGCAUACUUGCACAUAUCCCAGUUUAGAUCUGUGGAAGUCAAUUUGCACUUCCCCUGGGACGACUAUAUUCCUUUCCCUGAGUAUUGCAGGUGGGGCCAAAUGAAGAACCAAGCUACACAGACAACAGAUUCUCAUUGUAUAUCUGUUGCUGGGAUAUACUGCUUCAGAAUGUUUGAAUGUUCCUCCAUAUUUUUUUGUUUAGAAAACCCUUGCAUCUAGAAAACUAAUAUGUCAGGAAAAAUUAAAGUUCUAUACUAACCUUGUCUGCACUGACCUGGAUAGCCCAGAUAAGCCUGAUCUUGAGAGAUCUUAGAAGCUAAGCAGGGUCAGCCUUGGAUAGUAAUUGGAUGAGAGACCUCCAACCAAGACAAGAGUUGCAGAGACAGGCAAUGGCAAAAUCAACUCUGUUAGUCUCUUGCUGUGAAAACCCCGCCAGGAGUCACCAUAAGUCAACUAUGACUUAAUAGCACUCUCCACUACCACUUUUCUAUGCCAUACUAGUUUUUCUAAUGCAUAGGGAGUUUCUUCAUUGGAGAGCAUUCAAACGUUUGAUUCCCUAGCUGAAGUGGUACAAUCCAACCACAGGCAAACCCCAUGAAUCUGCUGAUGGUGAGGCUCAUCAAGGGUGCUGAAGCAUAUUCUGAGCCAUCACAUGCCUGGGACAUUUAAGCCCCUCAUCAUAAUCUGCUGACUCUCUACAGGAAGGGUUGUGUGAAUGCAAAUAUGAGCUCCCACAAGCACACCCAGCCUUUCUUCUCCUCCUCCCUACAGGUUUUCUGCAAGGCAGACAUCCUAUUGUUCUUUAGUGUACAUCCCAGAGGACAUUCUGUUCUCCCCUGUCCUGUUCACAUCUGUGAGCAGUUAGACUAUGCAGGUGCCCCACUAUUCUUGGGCAUGUAGUGCACCGAAUUGGACUUUCUGUAUUCAGGUACUGCUGUAACAACGUUGGUCCAGGCAAAGGUGUUCUGCUGGCACCUGCAUAACAUCCUAUGGCCAUGUGCCCUGCAAACUGGCUUAAGCUUGACAACAGUGGCUUAAGUGCUUUGUAGAUUGCACUGUUAAAGAUAACACAGUAUUUUAGAAAUGCACUGAUAUUGUAUAAAGAUAUAUAUAUAUAUGUAUAUGUAUUUUAUUGUCCAGAGUUUCUCCAUUUUCUUCUUUACAGAGAUAUUUACAGACCAUAAACACAGUCCAGGUAUAUUGAUCUGAAUAAGAAGUAGCCCAAAAUCUAAAUCUGUACCUGCACAUAGGUUCAGUUGUAGAAAAAAAUCUGUAAGGCAGAGAUCCUUAAAUACCUAGACUUCCAAUUUUAACAAUUCAAUUUACAGUUGGAAACCUUGGCCAAAGUGGCUGUUCUCUAUUGCUUGGUAAAACAGUGAACUCAUAAACAUUUUAACUGUCCAGGUGUUGGUCAUAACAAUCAAAUGGAUCGAAUUCAGAUUGUAUUUUCUAGCCACGAAUUAUUUCCAUUUUAUAAGCAAUGGACAUGCAAACAGGAUGGUUCUCACACAGAAAUCCUUGCACGGGACAGGGCUAUUGCUACGUGUGAGGAUUCCCAUAUCAAAUAUAUAAUCAGUGCAGUCAGCUCUAAAAUGUUGAUCACUUCUUGGAUGGGAGGGGAAGGCGCUCCCCAAAUCCCGUAUCUCCAACAGGUACCAGUGCCAGUAUAGUAUGCAGUGAACAAUAAGAGUGCAUCCCUUGUGGAUGGAAACAGGAUCCACUCCUGAUGCAGGCUCAGAUGGGCUCUAGUGUGGAUAUGCACAUGGGAAUCUAUUCCUGCUCAUAAAUGGCCCUUGCUGGAUCACGAGAAGUGUGUCAAUGUUUUUAUACAUGCUGUUGAGCGCUUCCUGCUUCCCAAGCAGUGAGAAACCCGAUGGUGACGCUACAGGAUUUGGUUUUCUUCGGAUGAGAGACAGAGAAAGAGCAUGCACUGGAAACUUAGAGGACUUUUAUAAUAUUUGCUUUAUUUACAAAUAUAUGUGCAAACUCUUAUUAGAAACAAGUGUGUUCCUGUGCGUUCCUGCAGACAGGCUGCAAAAUUUCAGAUCUUGUAUCACACCUCAAAGAGGCUGUCGCUGUCUCCAGUGAAAAGGGCUCAGCUUUCUCUGUUGCCAAAUUCAAACUGCAAAUGUAAAGUAUCUUUCUCACUAGCUCUGAUGGAUAUUAUACCCCAACAGCUGGGGAGAUCAAGAAAAAUCAGGUUGCUCUGAUAAAAUUCCAUGCAGUGCUUUGGGCAAACCCCCCCCCCCCGCCAAACAUAGCAAUGGACCUAUUCACAGUAAUCAAGAAAAGCCGAAAUCAUAACAAUGCAACUUAAUGAGAAUCCCCCAGCCAAUAACAUUCUGUUUUGGUGUGUCCAUGAAGCGUGCCUUUAUCUGGAAAACCUAACAUGCCAAUUGGCCGUAACCUUAUGUGGAAUUUAAGCCAACAUUCACCCAACAUUCUGUUCUGUGAUAAAAGCCACUAUAAUCCAAUUUCUGAUGUUACGUGUCAGAAGUUAAAUAUAGGGCAAGGCUGUGGCCUGUAUUCCUUCCACGUCCCCUUUUUUGUUCUCAGAGUCAAAGAACAGCUGUAACUACUUGAAUACUAGCAACAGUUCCAAACUAGUGAAGAUGGCGGAAUGAUUAUGGCUGGUCCAUGUCUGACACAGAGUAAGCCUAGGUAUUAUCCACCCCCUCCACCAUUGCUUCAAGUACUCAUUUGAGAAUUGCAUUGCUCAAUAAGAUAUUUGGAUCACUUUUGGAACUCGGAGAAAUUCUCUCCAGCAUUCAUCUUUCAACAGAGUUUAAUUCACCCAGCAUAACCCAUCUAGUUUAAAUCAUGUGGCUACAUGCAAAGCUACAAAAGGGCCAAUCCGGUCACCAGAACAGCAUCCCCAUUGCUUCCUGCAUACUUUGGUCACAGAGGCUGCCCCCCAGCUCCCCGUAGAGAAGUUCUCCUGCCACUGAUGUGCCCUUCUUGGUCCGCAGCCUCUUCCUAAAUGGGGAAGUAGUUCAUGUUUAACUUCAUACACUCAAGACCGGCCUUAUACAAUGCAUUAGGAUAAAAAAUGAGAGACGCUGAAAAAAAUCAAACAAACAAAAAUAAAGCAUAAUUAAACUGAGUCGGUACGAUCCAGCAAAAGCGAAGUACAUAUAACUUCUGCCGAUUUCAAUGAGAACAAUUUACAGUGCUAAUUGAACCAGAGUUCCACCCUUCUAAGUCUAUUUAAGUCAAUUGCAUUAGGACCUAACUACACAUUCCCUUUUCCCUGGAGAUAUCUCCAGUUUGAGGGAAAGGUGUGCUCAGGAGUGCACCACACUGCCCAGGAGCAUGCUCCAGGAGGCACGUUCCCCCGCCUUUCCCCCCGCCAGCCAGGUAAGCAGGAAGGGGGGGUGGAGGGGGGAGCGGGUGAUCCCCCGCCCCCAGUGGGGGACUGGCAACCCUAAUUAGGGCACAUUCAGCCUUCAGUAGGGGCAUAUAGAGAAAAGAUCUAAGUGCUCGGAACAGUGGCUGGAGGGGAGGGGGGAAUCACCAGAGUCACAUGGUGUGAUGUCACUUCUGGGGCAGGGGAACCCCAAUGGGAUGUCACACUGUGUACAAUGCUGACACCCCAUAUCUCUCCCCCCUCAUCUACCCUUCCUUUCAAACCAACUUGGGGACAUCCAAGUUAAACAUGCACUUUGAUUUGAUCAGGUUAUUUCAUCAAAUAGCAAAACAGAUAAAACUAGGGCAUCUGCAACAUGUUAGUAUAGCUGGUAGAAAAGGUACAUUUUUGCAUAUUUAAAAACUGUAGAUCUAUGUGUUUGUGAUAAAAUAUUGAUUUACUGGAACAUGCUAAAAAAAAAGGCCAACUACUGAAUGUACAGUAUUAUGCUGAAAUAACAUUAUUAGUCCAAGUAGUCCAGUUAAUUUAAACAUAACGAUCUGUCUUAAAAAGAUUUAAAAGUGUAUAUAUAGCCACACAUGCAAAACAAGUUGGUUUCAGAGGCGGGGUGGGGGUGGGGGGCUUAAAUAUAAAUGUUAAAAGGCUUCUGCCCAAAGAUUUCCCAUUUGGUAUGAAUCAAUAGACAAAAAGGGAAGAAAUAAUAUUAUAUGGCUUUAAAGUAAGCCUUUGAGAUCUUGGUGCAAUUCUUGCCUGAGACAAUCUGGAACGAUGCAGACAAUUUCCUAGGAAUUUUUUUCUUCGCGUUCUUCUGCAUUCUGCAAGAGCACAGCCGUUCCCAGUAGAUUGUGCCCACUCCCACUUCUCAGAUCAUAUUUCAUAGUAAAUGAGCCACGGGAGGUUAAUGAUGUGUCCCAUAAUUUUGUCCCCCCCCCUCCUCCCCUUUUUAUUUCUUCAAAAGGCCCAUGCCUCUGACCUUUUGUGCACAUUUAGACAGCUAUAACAGCACACCGUUAUUUAUAAGAAUUGUACGACAUACUAGAGAGGAUAUAAACGUGAUUGUGAUUAUGCAGUGUAUUUGCAAUUAAAAAAGAAUAUUUUUUCUUAUAA
Eublepharis macularius is the source of this 5793-nucleotide messenger RNA. It is a transcript of the gene CCBE1, whose product is annotated as collagen and calcium binding EGF domains 1. The record is from RefSeq and is a predicted model, not a curated record. The coding region runs from base 9 to 1253 and encodes 414 amino acids. Lineage: Eukaryota; Metazoa; Chordata; Lepidosauria; Squamata; Eublepharidae. The transcript is spliced from 11 exons. Gene Ontology annotation, molecular function: calcium ion binding.